AUGCAGGCAACGACCAUAUUCCUUCCAGGUUUCGUUACACUAUUGCUGUGUGUGCUUUACAGCGCGUUCAAAUAUGGUCAUCGCAAGAAGGAUAUGCCCCCUGGGCCGAAGACAUUGCCAUUCAUCGGCAAUCUGCACCAAUUACCCAAAGCCUAUACGCACAUAAAAUUUACAGAGUGGGCGCGCCGAUACGGCGGCCUUUACACCCUGAAGCUUGGAAACGCUACCAUGGCAAUCAUAACUGACCGAAGUAUUGUGAAGAGUACUGUGGAUAAAAAAAGCAACAUAUACAGUCAUCGACCUCAGUCGUAUGUCUCCCAUGAUUUGAUCACGAACGGAAACCAUCUCCUUGUCAUGUUCUAUGGGAAUAAAUGGCGUACAUUCCGACGCCUUAUCCACCAACACCUGACUGAAGACAUGGUCGAGCGUGAACACUUGUCCAUUGUCAAUGCUGAAGCUGUUCAACUCGUCCGGGACUACAUGCUCUACCCUGAAGAUCACAUGCUCCAUCCGAAGCGAUUUAGCAAUAGUAUUAGCAACUCAAUUAUCUACGGGAUACGUACUAGCCAUGUCCGCUCUGAGUACAUGAGGCGUCUCUACAACCUGAUGGAAUCAUGGUCGGAGCUCAUGGAGACUGGGAGCACGCCACCCGUUGACAUCUUCCCGUGGCUAAAGUUGUUACCACAAAAGUUGUUUCGCAAUUACAAGAAACGCGCUCAGGCUGUCGGGAAACAAAUGGAAGGUCUCUAUGAGGAUACUCUCCAAGCUGUGAUCAAGCGGCGGGAAACGCGUAAUACUGGCUCCUUUAUGGACGUAGUCCUGGACCAGCAGGAAAAGACCGAGCUGCCACGAGACCAGCUUCGUUUCAUCGGCGGCGUCCUAAUGGAAGGCGGCUCAGAUACCUCCUCAUCGCUCAUCCUGGCCAUUAUACAGGCCCUUAUCCUUAAUCCCGAAGUCCAGGAUAGGGCCCACCGCGAGAUCUCCGCCGUUGUUAACGAAGACCGUACUCCUGUCUGGUCCGACAUGGCAAAUCUCCCCUACAUUAAUAUGAUCGUGAAGGAAGGUCACCGCUGGCGACCUAUUCUGCCACUUUGCUUCCCUCAUGCUCUAGGUCAAGACGAUUGGGUUGAGGGUAAAUUCCUUCCCAAAGGCACUAUCGUCGUAAUCAACAGCUGGGGUAUGCAUAUGGACCCGCAGGUGUGGGAGGACCCGGAGAAGUUCAACCCGGACCGCUACCGUGAUCAUCCGCUUCUGGCUCCGGGAUAUGUCGCAGGAGGCGACUGGAAGAAACGAGAUCACUAUGGUUAUGGCGUCGGGCGCCGUAUAUGUCCUGGCAUGUACCUCGCCGAGCGGAAUAUGCUGCUGUCCAUUGCCAAGCUCAUAUGGGCAUUCAAGUUCGAACGGGUAACAGGGCCGGAUGGGCGGACGGUUCCUAUUGACUCUGACCCAGUCACAGGGUAUCACAAUGGGUUCCUGUACUGUCCCAAGGAGUAUGGUUGUAAGCCGGUCUUACGGUCACAAAAAGUCAAAGAGACUAUAUUGCGGGAGUUUGAGGAUAUUGAAAGCACCGUUUUCAACCGCUUUGGGAAUAACUGA
Messenger RNA from Truncatella angustata, 1596 nucleotides. RefSeq names its product putative cytochrome P450 oxidoreductase. Lineage: Eukaryota; Fungi; Ascomycota; Sordariomycetes; Amphisphaeriales; Sporocadaceae. The record is from RefSeq and is a predicted model, not a curated record. The coding region runs from base 1 to 1596 and encodes 531 amino acids. Gene Ontology annotation, molecular function: heme binding; iron ion binding; oxidoreductase activity, acting on paired donors, with incorporation or reduction of molecular oxygen. The transcript has 5 exons.